AUGGAGUUUUCAAACACAAGGUUGCUCAGGCUGAAAGGUUGUUCGCCGUCCGCCGCUCCGCAGGGUCGAGCGAUGCUGCUGCUCAACGCCAAGAUGGGAUCCUCUGUCCUCCUGACUGUCUUCUGCCUCCUGACUCCUCUUCACGCCGCCACCGUCUCAGACCUCUCCCUCAAAAACAUGGACUUCGCCAUGAACCUUUACAGGAGGAUCGCCAGCUACCACGACAAGAACAUCUUCCUGUCGCCGCUGAGCGUCUCCGCCGGCUUCACCGCGCUGCUGAUGGCCUCGGCCGGCGACACGCGCCAGGAGAUCCUGAGGGGGCUGAACCUGGAGCAGCUGGAGGAGGCCGAGCGGCCCGAGGCCAUCCCCCAGCUCUUCCAGCUCCUCCACCACAACAUCAGCGGCAACGGCUCGCUCAAGCUGGAGCAGAGCACGGCCAUCUUCGUGCGCCAGCACUUCAACAUCGAGAAGGAGUUCCAGGACAACAUGAGGAAGUUUUUCAACGCCGAGAUCAAAACCCUGGACUUUUCCAACACGGAGGGCAGCGUCAGCUUCAUCAACGAGUACGUCAAGCGGCAGACGGCGGACAAAGUCACCGACAUGAUUUCUGACCUGGAUGAAUUCACGCAGCUGCUGCUGGUCAACACCAUCUUCUUCCAGGGAGACUGGGAGAUGCCCUUCGACCCAAACCUGACCCAGAACGCCCCCUUCCACAUCGACAACUACAACAUAGUGCAGGUGCCCAUGAUGUUCCUGGACGACGAGUUCUACACCAUGGAGGACGUCCCGCUGGGCGCCAAGGUCCUGAAGCUGCCGUACCGGGAGGGCGUCUCCAUGCUCAUCCUGCUGCCCAACAAGGGCCGGGACUACACCGAGAUCGACGACGAGAUCAGCGCCGAGAGGUUCCAGAGCUGGAUCCAGAAGCUGCGCAAAAUAAAGCUGGAGGUCAACAUGCCCAAAUUCAAGAUGGAGCAGUCCUACCCUCUGCAGAAAAUCCUGCCAGACUUGGGCAUUUCCAGCGUCUUCACCAACGCGGCCAACCUGAGCAGGCUGAGUCAGGACGGCGGCCUGAAGGUGUCAAAGGUGCUGCACAAAGCCGUGAUCGAGGUGGACGAGACCGGCACCAUGGCGGCCGCCGUCACAAGAAUCGGCAUCAUUCCCUACUCCCUCCCCAGGACCUUCACCGUCAACAGGCCCUUCUUUUUCUUCAUCUACCACGAGGACACGAGCUGCCUGCUGUUCAUGGGCCGAGUGAUCGACCCCACCAAAUACUGA
Salarias fasciatus (jewelled blenny) is the source of this 1275-nucleotide messenger RNA. RefSeq names its product serpin peptidase inhibitor, clade A (alpha-1 antiproteinase, antitrypsin), member 10b (gene serpina10b). The transcript has 5 exons. Gene Ontology annotation, molecular function: serine-type endopeptidase inhibitor activity. The record is from RefSeq and is a predicted model, not a curated record. Bases 1 to 1275 code for a protein of 424 amino acids. NCBI's taxonomy places the organism in Eukaryota, Metazoa, Chordata, Actinopteri, Blenniiformes, Blenniidae. Gene Ontology annotation, biological process: blood coagulation.